GAGAAGAGCUGAGUCUUCACCAAACUCUUCACUCCAGGUCUUGGGGAUUGUGAGUCUCUCACUGUGGAAUGUGUUUUCUACUUUGAGAGUGAGCGUGUGAGCGUUGAACUGAGCAAAUCAAACGGGCUUGAUUGCCUCUAAGACCGACCGUCCGGCUCCCUGGAUGGAGAAACGCUGCCGUAAAAUGAGAUCUCUGUGUUUGAACUUUGCCAUCACCUGUCUGUGGCUUCUUCCUUCCUCGGUCCAAGAAACAUCCGAGCCGCUGCACUUUCACAGCCAUCAAUGGGGGGAGGAUGAAGUAGGAAGAGAAGAUACGGAGGGAGCAGCACUGAAGGUCAAGCACAUCUCUAAAGACUUACAAAUCAUCUCCACCAAACACAAAACACCUGCGUAUGGCUCACUUGGACCCUACGGCUGGCCUCAGAACUUCUCACAGGCCCUGGAUCAGUAUCUGUAUCGCGCUCCUCCCAAAUCCAAACCCCCCGCUAAAACGUCCCCAAAGGCUAAGAAGAUCUUGGGCUGGGGCGAUUUUUACUUCAACGUGAAAACGGUGAAGUUCAGCCUCCUGGUGACGGGGAAGAUCGUGGACCACAUCAACGGGACGUUCAGCGUCUACUUCCGCCACAACUCCUCCCGCCUGGGGAACAUAUCUGUCAGCAUUGUCCCCCCGUCCAAAGCGGUGGGCUGGGAAGUUCUGGAUGCGUCCCACACCAGAAACUCUGUGCUGCUUCCAGAUUUUACGCCGCAGUUCCAGAGCCCCCGUCAGUCCACCAGCUCCAGCCCCCCUGAACAGCAGCAGAAGCACCAGCAGGACAUGAUGAUGGUGACCGAGCUCAACUGCCGCAACGAAUACCAAACAACGAACCGCUCCAAGAAGACCAAGCCCUGCAUGUACGACCCAGGCCAGACCUGCUACUCAGAGAACACGCAGUCCCAGGCCGCCUGGAUCUGUGCCAAACCCUUUAAAGUCAUAUGCAUCUUCAUUGCCUUCACCGGCACAGAUUACAGGCUGGUGCAGAAAGUUUGUCCAGACCACAACUUCCAGACAGAGCAGAACCAGCAGCACUUCGGAUGACAGAUUCUCACGUACUGAAAUAUGGACAUCAAACUUCUCAUUCAUCCUAAAAGAAAAACUAAAAAAAAAAAACAUGUGUUCAGACUUAUUGAUAUAAAAUGUGUGACUCAUGAUGGUUUUUACACACUUUUCAGCCUGUCAGUGACGGCCAGUUUGUGUUUUAAUAGUCAAGCUUGUUAAAAAGGAGCUUUGUGUUGCCUGAAAUCAGCCUCAUCCACCAAAAGUGACGGACUGUCCUUAAGGAACAGCAUUUGCCUAAUUCAUACAGUCACUUUGUGUGCGUAGUGUUUUCUGAAUUUGUUUUCUGAACAGGCAUCCGCAGACGUUUUCAACCAUAAUUAAAUAUAUAUUGAUUGGUUAAGUCAGUCGUUAGGAAGCUCUUAGAUCAUGAAUAAAAGUAAAUUCUGUAUAUAUGUUUCUAUUUAGUGACAAAACGUUUUAAACUGACUGUGUUUUUACUAUAAAAUUAAACUCCUGCUUGGUUGUUUUAUGGUAA
This is a messenger RNA of Mugil cephalus (flathead mullet), 1571 nucleotides long. RefSeq names its product neurexophilin-2-like. NCBI's taxonomy places the organism in Eukaryota, Metazoa, Chordata, Actinopteri, Mugiliformes, Mugilidae. The transcript is spliced from 2 exons. The record is from RefSeq and is a predicted model, not a curated record. The coding region runs from base 164 to 1075 and encodes 303 amino acids. Gene Ontology annotation, molecular function: signaling receptor binding.